Messenger RNA from Brassica oleracea var. oleracea, 772 nucleotides. RefSeq names its product transcription factor BTF3 homolog 4-like. The transcript is spliced from 6 exons. The record is from RefSeq and is a predicted model, not a curated record. NCBI's taxonomy places the organism in Eukaryota, Viridiplantae, Streptophyta, Magnoliopsida, Brassicales, Brassicaceae. Gene Ontology annotation, cellular component: cytosol; nascent polypeptide-associated complex. The coding region runs from base 112 to 612 and encodes 166 amino acids.
GCGAAACCCUCCACCGCCGCUUUGAACUCUCUCUCUCUCUCUCACUCACUCUUUCUUAUCUUAUUCUUAUACCCCUCGUCGGAGGAAGAAUCCUAGAAAUCGAAUAACAAGAUGAAUAGGGAGAAGUUGAUGAAGAUGGCCAACACCGUCCGCACUGGCGGUAAAGGAACUGUAAGAAGAAAGAAGAAGGCUGUUCACAAGACAAACACCACCGAUGACAAGAAGCUCCAGAGCACUCUUAAGAGAGUUGGAGUCAACUCCAUUCCCGGUAUUGAGGAACUUAACAUCUUUAAGGAUGAUGUUGUCAUUCAGUUCAUUAACCCUAAGGUUCAAGCCUCUAUUGCUGCUAACACAUGGGCUGUGAGCGGUACACCACAGACCAAAAAGCUGCAAGACAUACUUCCUCAGAUUAUCAGCCAACUUGGAACUGAUAACUUGGAGAACCUGAAGAAGCUAGCAGAGCAAUUCCAGAAACAAACACCAGGUGGAGCUGAUAUUCCAGCAACUAUCCAAGAAGAGGAUGAUGAUGAUGUUCCAGAGCUCGUAGGUGGAGAGACUUUCGAGACUCCUGCUUCUGAAGAAGCUGCUCAGCCCAAAGCUACUGCUUCUUAAGAGAGCUUACCAGUUCUUCGCUCCACCGUUUUUGAGCACCUUUCAGAUUCUUGUUUUCUCUAAAUCUUUUUUUGCGAACAGAAAGACAUGUUUUUGUUAUCACUUGUCCAGACACCAAUGUUCCUUUUUAUUAAGGUUAGAUCGUUUUUUUUUUUGCUUA